CAGUGUACGUCAACCGUCACGUCAAACCCGUCAACGGUGGAUCCGAUAACCAGAUUUUAUUUCUACACAAAACUCUGUCCUUGUUUUCUUACUCCAACAUCGACGUCGUUCUUGGGGUUCAUCGUGCAACGUUCAAUCAAGCCGACGGAUUCGCUCUCAGGCUUGCCAACAUAUGCCGGUCGCGUUCAAUUUAAGUACUCGUUCAAAUACUAACGUUAAACUUGCUUCCGUGGUCGCUUUAAACCAAACGCGAUUCAAGAAUCUCCGAUAGGCAAACUUUCCGUCCUGUAUUACUCGUUCGUCGGCAUCACUUGCCGAAGAUCAAGAUCGUGAUUUGAUACCUCACGCAACCUAAAUCGGUAAUCCCAUUCGUGAGACCUUCCAACAUCUCUGCAGGUGGGAUUAUAAUACUUGGUGAUGGUACAAUCACAACGCCUAUUAUGAGAAAAGAAGUACUGCUUAACUACCUGUAUUUCUGUGCCCUGUCAAUAUUAUCUCAAUCAGCUAGCUGUCUAACUCACACAUUGGAUUCAGCCACCAGGUAAAUAUGGUCCUGAGAAAUUGAUCACAGAAUAUUAAUUUGAGAUUUUACUGGACUUCAAGAAAACAUUAGCAGAUCGAUUAUUAGUAAAUGACAUUCAAAAACAUACAUCAACGUUUCACUCCAGUGUAGUUCCUUCUUAAUAACUGAAGCCGUCUCAAGAAAAUGUCGAUUUGUAAUUCUUGAGAUGUUUCAUCUUGAACAUUUUAUCAAUUUAAUCUUUGAUAUGAACGUGAAUUUCACAUUUACUUGUACUGUAUUCCAGUAACGAUACUAACGCGGUGUACAAUAAAAGUUCGUAAUCAAAUAACGAUACCUUAAAUCAUUCCGAUGAUACUUGUAAUAUUAAAUUCGUUUGAAGCUCCUCUGGCAGUCAGGUCUACCAUAACGUGAAACUAAAAGAAAACACGAGACGGAUGAGCGAUGAAACGGAUCAAAACAUUGAAUAUGGUCAGCUAACCGACAAGCAAGACAUUAGCAAUGUUAACGAAGUACCGAUUCGUCGAAAGCGGGCAAUUCGAGACGCAGGGAGUGCUGUCCCUCUUGGUGGGUCGUCAAAUCCUUCCCGCAAGGCAGGGCUGAUUCCCGGAAAGCAACGAUUCAAGAAGGCCAAUCAUCCAAUUGAUGGCAAUGCUGGAAAGCUGUUAAACGACAAAGGGGAUCUGAAAAGGAAUUCUCCCGCGAAAUUCGAUGCUUCGGGAGAUCGUGCUGAUCAGGAUAAGAGAGAUCUUCGCAAGCAACAAACCACAUCUUCGGAAUUGUCGCAAUCCAGGGAGGAGGAUAAAGUAAAGUCCGGUAAAAAGGAAGGGAAGAGAAAUUCCUAUUCAAUGAAAACAAUGAAGCCGAAAUCCAGGGCAAUUAAGCAGAGUGAUCUCAUGACUCGGAGCUCUCUUGCAAAGGUGAGAGGCCUCGUACACGACAAAGGUGGUUAUUCUGCUGUAAAAGAUGACGCAAAAUUGCACGAGUCGGAGUUUGACAGCAAAAACCUCGGGGAUGAAGCCGACCUUGAACAAAAAUCUACAGAGUAUGAAGAAACGGGUGAUGAUGAAGACUUAGAAGCACCGGUCGGCUACAAGGAAAAUGCACCGGAAGUUUCGCAGAACAGUGAAGAGUCUGAAAAAGUUGAUCUCCCUCAGAAUUCAGCGGAAGAUGAUGAUUUUUAUAAUCAAGAAGUCGAUAAGAGAGAAGCAGAAGUCUUAGAAGAAGAAUACGAGGGUGUCGAUGAUCAAGACGAACCGUACGGGGAUACCGACGAAACGGAUGAUUCUAACAUCCAGGGCGCAAAGAUUAGACCAGAAACGUCACUUUCAGAAAAGGCCGAAAAAUCCGAUAGCCGGGUGAAGAGACACGACACCGAAGCCAAUGGAGGUAGUUCUGAAAAAAAUGACACAACUAACCUGAGCGACGAUGCAAAAGGACCUCUGGAGCGUCUUGGAAACCUGGGUGAGGAAUCUCUUGAUAAUUUGAAACGGGAAACAGAUCAAAAUUCAGUCGCGGUAUCAUCGAGUUCCAGCCACGAAGCACAAGAAGACACUCUAAAAGGCCGGGAAGAAACAAAUGAAAGCUUAAAACAAGAAUCGAUGAAUGUUGAUACAAAAUCCGACGCAAGCGUGGACUGGGAUGCGAAAAGAACCGGGGACUCUUUUAGUGAUGAUAUGAAGAAGGAAUCUAAAAACUUCGCUAAUGAUGACCUGGACACUGAUUACGAGAAAAGAGUCGAGCAACAGAUCCAACAGAGGAUAGACUCAAUAAAAGAAGAAAUCAAACGGGGUGUAGAAGAGAAGCAAAAAAUACGCGAAAUCGAAGUGAACAAUGCAAAGUAUGAUGCAAUGCAGAGCGAGGAUGAAGAGGACGAGGUUGAGAAUAAUCAAAGUUUAGAUGCACCAAGCGAGCGGAAAAGUGUUUCAAAACGAUCAAUCAUCGACGGGAUUCGAAGGCCACACCAAAAGGCUAAACGACAUAUUUUAAAAAGAGUAAAACGCUCGAGCACCGCAGAUGAAAGACAAUUGCGUGCUAUCGAAGGUGUCGAAACCCUGGAUCCCGACGUCCUUGUGAAGGCUAAGCUGCGCCACGAAAGCAUACGCAAACGGUCUGCGCCAACUUACGGCGCAACUGACGAGGACGCUUCCAAAAUGUCGAGAUUCCCAAUCAAAAGAAGCAUCGUCCCACGCCAAGUUUACCUCGUCAAGAGUGAGCCGCAAAUAUCAUCAACAACGAACAACCGAGAAAUCAGGAAUCCGAUAAUCAUACCCGAACAAGCACAGGCUAAUAUCGAUGAUGAACUGCCACCAGGUGUUUCAUUGGACCAGAGUUUACUCGAGGACACUUCUUCUGCUGUUAAUAAUAGACUCAAACGUAGUCCGGAACGGUUCGCGCGACGCAGACGUGCUAGCGCAGUUAUUCCUGAAAGCGGAGUCGCCUUCCUUGGAUACAGACCGCAGGACGACGACGAGAUUGACGAAGGAAGUGAGUUUGAUGAUGACAGCUUCGAGGACGGAAGUCCGCACCUUGCAGAGGACAGAUCAAGCUAUGCCGAACCCUACGCUAUUCGUGCCCAGUACCGCGGUGACGAAGCCAGAAAUGAAAGCCCAUCUGAGUUCCUUUUCGCUGGUGGCGAGGAUGAGCAAACUGACUUUCUGAUGCGGCGCAAGCGCGGUGAAAUUGACGAAGAUGAGCAACCAGUUCGACUUCAUGGAGGUGGAGCUCUUGCCAGACGGCAAGCGAAGGCGAAGUCAAAUCAGAUGCAAUCAGCACGGGUAAAUAGUAUAUAUCUGGGGGAAAAAUGACUGGAUCAAAUUGGUACAUCAAAUCUGGACCAAUCCAAUUGGACGUAGUUGAAUAUAAUUGUAGAUUGCUUGGAUCUGGUUAGAUAUGUUGUCAGACUUAACUAUACAUAUUGCAAUAAUGGUGGAUGCAAUUAUAGUAAUAAUUGGAUCUGAUCAGACCACGGGCCUGAUUCUGUGACUUGUAUCAUCGACGACAGUGGUGAUAAAAGUCAUUCUGACUUUGAAAUCUGACACUGACGUGAAAUCAGUGAUAAAAGUCGUUAAGAUGAAUGACGAAGCAGCUGUAACCAGAAAAUUUCCUUGUCUUCGUGGAAAGAAGUACAGAUUCAAACAGCAACCCUUAGCGGAUACAGUUUCAACAACAGGGAUGCAUUUAUCCGACGCGAUAUAAUUAUAUCUGAACCGUUUGACAUCUUGUACGAAAUUUUACAAUAUCAGGUUAAAAUUAAACAAAUAUAACCUCGUAUUCUGCUAACUUCAACAAUCCAUUUUCUUAUGUACCUAUGAUGUUUAAAUCAGAUUGUCGAUAAAGACAAAAUUUAGAUCCAAUUAUAUCUGAUGGCUUCAAUCAGGACAAUCUAGAUCUACUCAUCUUUUCACGGGAUUACCAUAAAUAAAACGAGAGUAAACAGCGUAGGUGAUGUCAUUGAAUAAUUUUUUGUCCUGAAUAUAAAAAUACUUAUCAAAGUCAAAUUCUUGGUGGUGCAAACACGGGAAGUCAUCGCAUUCUACAUCUGAGGUAAAAAUGUAAAAUGUCGAUGUCAAGCGACUUCAGUAUUCCAUGUUGGGAUUCCAUCGCACGAGUUCUUCAAAUUUUUGCAUUGCUCUAACCUGAAUAACCACCCCACGUGGAUACAUUUAAUGCAAUGGGAAUAUUACUCGGGGCGUAGCGAAGUAACGAUAAAUAUAAAACAAAAAUUCAUCUGUGAACAUUUUAACCUGACAUUUAUACCCGAACAUCCAUUUGACUGUAUAAGAUGAUAAUCACUUCGUCCAUAGAGACCAAAAUAACAUAGUUUUCGCGUGAAUUUUGCAACUGUCAAUGAAUUCAUAAGGUAUCAUAUUGACUAAAAGAUUUAUUUAAAUGACUGUUCCUGGGUAGCUAUUUCGAGACAAUCAUUUUCAAAGAUGUGAUACAGUUCAGGACAUGCAAUAUCUGGUAUACAUCAUUAAUCAUCUUCCAGCAUCUGAAUUACGCAAUUUAGCGAACGAAAAAUUGGUGGGAAAAGUAUUUGGUUCGAGUUUGAGGUCAUAUUAAUCUGACACUAAAAAUUUGAAAUUUUAAAUCUGCACGCUGUUAAAAUGAUUUUAAUAUGAAAGCAUGGCGUGAUUGAUCACAUGACUAUCGUAUUACACGUAAUGAUACAACUUUCUUCAUACGGUUUGUACGUUCGGUUCAAGCGACUUUCAAAGACCUCAGUACUCGUAUUCUUUAAUAAAAUUCAUUGAUAUAGUUGUGCUAUUUUAAUACUCGUAGUAUCUGGCUAAAGUAUCAUACUUUUUUCACCAAUGGACACAGAUCACGUCAAGAAAGAACGUGAUGGAAAGAGAUAAGCGGCACUCGGUAAACAUGAUUGACGAAUCAAAGUCUGAAUCCGUGGCAUCUUUGGUGGGCAGCUCACAGGAAUUGAGCCCUCGACUGGCGUCCGAAUAUCGAGAAGCCUUCGGCGGCCUGCAAAGUGAUCCUGGCGGAGGGCUUGCCAGAUUUAAACGUGUCAAGCGUGCUGUUCUUGGCAGCUCCUAGUUUAGACUUUUACUAUUUAAACAUUAAGACUAUUAUACGUUAUACUGUAUAAGUCGCAUCAGCUCAACUAUACAUAUCUAUGUAUGAAAUAAACCGAUAUACAGAGACAGAAUU
Messenger RNA from Neodiprion virginianus, 5185 nucleotides. Its product is annotated as probable serine/threonine-protein kinase kinX. The record is from RefSeq and is a predicted model, not a curated record. The transcript has 3 exons. The coding region runs from base 958 to 3327 and encodes 789 amino acids. NCBI's taxonomy places the organism in Eukaryota, Metazoa, Arthropoda, Insecta, Hymenoptera, Diprionidae.